AUGGCUCUCUCCAGGAUCUGUCGGGAGUCCGUGCUGGUGCUGUUGCUGCAGAUCGUGCUGAUUUGCUCCGCUCAGAGGGGCCCGGUCGGUCCCAGAGGGCCCGUGGGGCCGCCCGGAGCAGCCGGCGUGGCCGGUGUGGAUGGCAUUGAUGGUCCUGACGGUGAUAACGGCAGAGACGGAGUUCCUGGAGCUCCGGGCCUUCCAGGCGCAGAUGUCGUCAUUGCGUCAUUUAACCCCGGUGUUCGGUUAUUGGUAAAUGCUGCCGUGCGGGCAGAGGACCUGUUGGACCUCCUGGGGAUCCAGGCCCAGUGGGGCCACAGGGGUCAAAGGGAGAUCCUGGGGUACGAGGGCCUCCUGGGGAGCCGAUCUCAGCUCGGGGGGAAAGCACGGGAGGGCGAGCCGACAGGGAUCACCGGUUCACGCUCAAAUGCUGCUCGCAAGGGUAUCCCUGGUACAGACGGGCUACCAGGCGAACUGGGCAAAGUUGGAGCCCCUGGACUUCCAGGCGUGUAUCAGGGCGAGGACCUGUGUCCCAACUCCUGCCCCUCUGGUCUGAAUGGACACUCUGGUCUCCCCGGCAUGAAAGGCCACAAAGGGGUCAAGGGUGAAUCGGGUGAACCCGGAAGACAAGGACACAAGGGAGAGGAAGGUGAUCAAGGACUGCUGGGAGAAGUCGGAGCUCAAGGACUACCAGGCCCAGGUGGACCAAGAGGCCUCCCAGGAAUAAUGGGCUCCAAAGGGGACAGGGGACCUCGUGGAAAGCCCGGUGACGGGGGCCCUCGGGGAAUCCAGGGAGGCCCAGGGGAUCGAGGCCCCCAAGGAAUCAGAGGAGUGCCGGGGCCAAAGGGAGAGCCUGGCCUACUGGGUCCAGACGGUCGUGAGGGAAUACCUGGGCUGCCAGGAUCCAAGGGUCUUCCAGGGAAAAAUGGGGCUCCAGGUGACGCUGGCCUACAAGGACUCCCUGGUUUGCCGGGCUCUUACGGCCAAAAAGGACACAGUGGUGCGAAGGGUACCACAGGUGGACCAGGGGCUGUAGGUAUGAUGGGAUAUUCAGGGAAACAAGACAAAAACCGGCCUUCUGACGUCUUAUUUGUUUCCAGGGAGAGCGUGGCGACAAGGGAGAGGUGGGACCUGUCGGACCCAGAGGAGGACCAGGUGAACGAGGACAUAGAGGGCCUGAAGGGCCUCCAGGAUCACCAGGAGCCAGGGGAAGCAAAGGGGAUCCGGGCCUUCCAGGACUUCCUGGCCCUGCUGGUUUUCGUGGCCAGAAAGGAGACAGGGGUGCAGUCGGUGUUGAUGGGCCUAAGGGAGACCAGAUCUGCCGUGCCUGCUUCCUUCCAGGGACCUUCAGGUGCUGAAGGGACACCAGGAGACAGAGGAGACUUGGGUGACCAAGGAGAACUGGGAGAGAAAGGAUCGACAGGCCCACCAGGAGACACGGGAAAUAAAGGACCUGAGGGCGGCCGAGGACAGCAGGGGAAAGAGGGCAAGCUGGGCCAACCGGGACCUCGCGGCAUGCAGGGCGACAUGGGGGUACCAGGCCUCCCAGGAGCGCAGGGACCAGCGGGAAAAUCACCGACAGAUACACACAUCAAACAAGUCUGCAUGAGGGUAAUGCAAGAGCAGCUGGCCCAGCUAGCAGCCAGCCUGAGCAGGCCUGAGUCGGGCAUCGCCGGGCUGCCCGGUCCCCCCGGCCUGCCUGGACCUCCGGGCCCCUCCGGGGAGAACGGCUUCCCCGGACAUACCGGAUCACGAGGACUUCCCGGUCUGAAGGGUCCGCCUGGGCUAAUGGGUCGCAAAGGGCCCAAAGGUGACCAGGGGGACAGUGGCGACAGAGGACCCACAGCGAGAGGACCCAAAGGAGCGCCGGGUGCCCCCGGUCUACCAGGUGAACCGGGCCGACCGGCUUACGGCAAAGACGGCCGUGACGGAGAGAGGGGACCUCGCGGCGUUUCCGGAACUCCCGGCGUUCCUGGGCCUCCUGGCCCCGCCGGUCUGAACGGUUACUGUGAGUCGUCGCAGUGCGUCCUGCCAAUGGUGGCGUCGCCGGUUUCAGCAAAGGACUCCGGCAUGAAGGGCCCCAGUGAGAUGUGAGGAGGGGCCAGAGCUGAGCCGGGGGAGAACUGAGAGACUGGAGGAGAAAGCAGAACUCCAUGGAAGAUUUGUCCAUUCGGGUUU
Molecule: messenger RNA, 2178 nt
Organism: Xiphias gladius (swordfish)
Lineage: Eukaryota; Metazoa; Chordata; Actinopteri; Istiophoriformes; Xiphiidae
Gene: col9a1a
Product: collagen, type IX, alpha 1a
Exons: 30
Coding region: 1-2094 (697 amino acids)
Cellular component (GO): basement membrane
Source: RefSeq, a predicted model, not a curated record